UAAAUAAAAUAAAUUAUAUUUAUUUUGUUGGCUUUUCAAGAGACUCUUCCGAUGGACUGUUUACCUUCCCAAUUUAUAGUCGUCAGUCUUUCUUUUCCGGCGCAUCAUCGAGCUUGUUGUAUAUGUUUCAUCUGAGCUUGUUGUCUUCUUAAAUCAAUAAAUCCUCCCAUUUUCAGGAUUCUACAAAGAAGCCAUGGCAGACUUGAAUUCAAAAAUCACUCUUAAACUUCUGAUCGAUGCUCGUAGCAACAAAGUUCUUUUCGGUGAAGCUGGUAAAGACUUGGUAGAUUUCUUGUUCAGCCUUCUUACCCUCCCACUAGGCUCCGUUAUUAAGCUCCUCUCUCCUUCAACUAUGAAUGGAUCUAUUGGAAAACUUUAUCAAAGCGUAGAAAAUCUUAACGAGAUUUAUCUUGUAGCAAACAAAGACAAAGCCUCUUUACUUCAACCCAAAGCAUCCACUUAUGUUAACAAUCUUUUGCUUCUUGCCACAGAAACCAGCGUAGAGCUCAAAUACUAUCUGUGUAAUUUUUGCAGUAGAAAAGUCACUACUGUGAGAAAUACUGUCUGCCCAAACUGCAAUCGUGCGAUGGUUAUCGAAGUCGCCUUUGUGGUUCCAUCGGAUUCUGCUUCUUCUGUUAGUUCUGGAAAUACAGGAGAGGGUGUUGGAGGCUUUGUAAAGGGAGUGAUCACCUACAUGAUUACAGAUGAUUUGGAAGUGACGCCAAUGUCUGCCAUCUCCAGCAUCACUCUUAUCAAUCGCUUCAUCAUGAAGAAGGAUGUCCAACUAGAGGAGAAGGUGGUUGCCGUCGGCAUCGAAGAGGGACUUGCUUUGCUUAAGGCUUCAUUAGACUCACCAACUGCUUUGACUGAUGUUUUCUGCUCCCCUGAGAAGAAGGAAAAACCUCCAUCUUCCUCUUUUGUGGAUGAUGAUGAUGAUGACGACGAUGACGAUGACUAAUUACUCUCUCUUUGUAUAUAUUUUGCUAAUAUAUAUAUGAGUAUUGAGAAAUGGUAAUGAGGUGCAUAUGGAAAUUAUUAAAAAUAUUAUGUCUAUGACACUUACAUUCAUUAGAAUAAUAUCAUGGGGAAAUUUUAGAUAUGAGCAUAAUCUUCGUCAAAUUUACAACAAAUGAAAAUUUUAAUUAUUGUAAUAUUUGAACAACUUUAAUAUUUAAUGUAAUUUGAGCAAUUAAGCAUGCAAUAUUGUCAUUUGUUUGUCCCUAA
This is a messenger RNA of Dendrobium catenatum, 1224 nucleotides long. RefSeq lists its product as uncharacterized. The coding region runs from base 194 to 958 and encodes 254 amino acids. NCBI's taxonomy places the organism in Eukaryota, Viridiplantae, Streptophyta, Magnoliopsida, Asparagales, Orchidaceae. The record is from RefSeq and is a predicted model, not a curated record. The transcript has 2 exons.